Molecule: messenger RNA, 3681 nt
Organism: Entamoeba nuttalli P19
Lineage: Eukaryota; Evosea; Mastigamoebida; Endamoebidae
Product: Ras guanine nucleotide exchange factor, putative
Exons: 2
Coding region: 1-3681 (1226 amino acids)
Biological process (GO): Ras protein signal transduction; positive regulation of GTPase activity
Cellular component (GO): plasma membrane
Molecular function (GO): guanyl-nucleotide exchange factor activity
Source: RefSeq, a predicted model, not a curated record
AUGAAGAGAAACUGUGAUCAUUGUUUAUCUCUUAUUUCAAUCUUUGCUAAUCAAAUUCGAUCGAUUCGAGGGAUUGUAUUAGAAAAUGGAACAAUGAACGAUGCUCAACCUCAUAUAGAUCUUAUAAAUCAAUCAUCUAUUGACUUACAAAAAACUAUUAGCCAAAUUGAUUGUUUCUUUUCUACUGAUGAUAUUUUAGAAAUAUAUGACACAAUUGUUGCUACAGCAGAUGACUUUUAUCAUUCAUUAGAAGAAUUAAUUCAAGUAGCUACAUUAUCACUUACGGGUAAUGACAGUCAAGCAAAAUUACAAUUUAGUGAAUUAAUUAGAAAUGUAACUAAAUUCUUAUAUGGAUUAAGAGAAGGAUUAGGACAAUUACUUAAAAAAAUACCUGAAAUGAGAAUGGCAGUAUUAAAACCAAAAUUACGGGGAGACUUUUCUUCUAUUAUAGAAUUCUUAGGUAAUAUUAAUCUUCAUCUUAUUAAUAAAGAAUAUUCUUCAAAUAAUCAAGAUAUUAUUCAUUGUAAAGAAAAAUUACUUUCAUUGUGUUCAAUUGCUGUUGAAGAAGGUGCAUCAGAGGAAGAUAAAAAGGGAGUUAUUUUAUGUUUUAAAGAAUUUGUUAGUGCAUUAUUAGAAUUAAAAAAUAAAGAAAAUCCAACUCAAAAUGAUAUUAAAAAAGUGACUUCUUUUAUGGAAUUAUUUAAAAGAGCUAUUCGUAGUAUGGCAAUGGGACAUGUUGUUACAUUAAAAUCAUUUGAUUUAAAUAAACAAAAAGAAGAAGAACUUCAAAAAAAGAGAGAUGCUAUGGCUCAAGAGGAUAUAGAAAGAAUAAGAGAAGCAGAAAUUAAUAAAAAAAGAAGAGAAGAAGAAUCAAAAAUACUCCAACAAGAAAUUGAAGAAACUAAAAGAAAAGGUGAAGAAGGAAAGAAAGAAAUAAAAGAACAACAACGUCUUUUACAAGAACAAAUGAGACAAGGAGAAAUAAGAGAAGAAGGACUUAAAGAUAAAGAAAAAGAAUUAUCAAAGAAAAUACAAAAAUGUAGUCAAGAAUUAGAUGAAAUAACCACAAAAUAUAUUAUUGAAAAAGAGGAAUAUGAAAAAAUGAUUAUUCAACAAAAACAAGUUCAACAAAGUUCAUUAAAAGUUCAAGAAAAUAAAGAAAGUUUUGAUGAUUUAGAACGUAAAAAACAACAAAUGUUGUUAGAAAAAGAACAAUUAAAAACAAAGUUACAACGACUGAGAGGAAGUAAAAUAACUGUUAAAAAAUUAUCAAAUGAAGUUAAAGGUGAUUUAGCUAAAACUGCUCAAAGACAAAGAAUUCUUUCUAAAGAAUAUCCAUCUAAACAAUUGUCAGCUGUAGAAAUGAGAAAACAAUUAGAAAUUGAUAAAACUGCAAGAGAAUUAGUACAGAUGUCAGAUGAAAAUCAACCUACAAUUAUUGAAAUUGCUCAAAAACUACAAACAUUAUCCGAAACAUUAGAUUUAGAUAAUAUUGAAGAAAGUACUGAUGUUUAUCAAAUUUUAAAACAAACAGAUUUUAAUUCAAUUGCACUUAGAAUUACUUCACCAAAAUUUAGAAUAUCAUCAUCUAUUUCAUAUAUUGGACAUUUUGUUUCUGAUGAUGAAUAUGAUCCAGAAAAUAAAGAAGUAACUAAAAUGAUUGAAGACUAUGAAAAAGAAGCAUUUUAUAGUUUAGCUGAAAAAGCUUCUGAUAUUGCUACAACAGCAGAAGACAUGAUGUGUUUUGGAUCAUUAUCUGUUGUUGCUGAUUGUAAAGAAUCAACUGAUGAUUAUUUAAGUGAUUUAGCAGGAAGUUGUAAAUUAACACAAAAAGCAGUAAUUACAUUUAUGGAAGCUAUUCCAUCAAUUUAUAAACAUGGAUCUGAGUGUAAAGGUGAUGAAGGACUACUACAAAAAUAUGUUGAAUGUUUAGUAAAAAUUCCAGUUAAUUCAGGUUCUAUUACAGAAAAGAAAGAAACAAUUGAAUUUACAUAUUUUUAUGAACAAAUUAUUGAAAGAUUAAAAAGACAAGAAUUUAAACCUGUUAUUAAGCAAAAAUAUAUUGAAGCUAGCUUAGGAUUAGUUGCUAGUGUUAGUCGUAAAUAUAUUUAUCAAAUCAUUAAUACUAAUACAAAAAAAAUUAAGUCUAUUGUUGGACAAUUCUUAGCAAUGUCUAAAUGUAUUUCACAUUUAAAGCCUAAAGAUUUUAAAUACCUUCAAAAUACUAAAAAAUUUGAUUCAAAAGAAUUUGAAAAAGAUUGUGAUAAAGCUGAUAAAGAUUCUAAAGAACAAUUCCAAAAAGAAUUAUUUUAUAAUGUAAAUAUGCAACGAGGAUAUGACCUUGAAAUUCUUUAUAUGUUAGAAAUUGCUGCACUUGCAACUGAUUUAAUUAACACUAUUCAAGACUUUAUUGAUGCUGUUUAUACAGUAAUUGCUUUUAAUGAAAAAGAAGAUAAAUUAGAUGUUAUGGAUGAUUCAUCUCCUGUAGCUGAUGAAAUUAUUUCUGAAACAAAAUUAAUUAAAGUAAAAGAUGAUCGUGUAAUUUGUUCUUCAUUAAACCAAAUGAUUUAUAGAUUUGUAACAAGUUAUGAAUCAUUUAGAGAACAAUUUUUCCAAACAUAUCAAUCCUUUACUAAAAGCUCAAUUGUAUUAUCAAAAAUUGUAUCAAUGUAUCUUGGAAAUAAUUCUCUACAAGAACAAGUAAGGACUCAAUCAUUAAUUGCAAUUAAACAUUUUGUUGAUGAAUGUUUUAAUGAUUUAGAUUCAAAGUCUAUUGUUAUUGUAAAGAAGUUUAUAAAUGAAUUAAAAAAUAGAAAUGAAGAAAAAAAUGUACAAGCACUCAAUGCUGUGUUAUUAAGAAAAGAAACAGAAUUAAAACAUUUUAUUGCUGAAAGUCUUGUUCCACCAAUAGAUUUCUUUAUACCACAAGAGGCUGUUUCACCAUCAAUGUUAAUUCAGUUAUCUGAUAGUGCAGAAGUUGCUCGACAAUUAACAUUAGUUGCUUCUAAAAUAUUUAAUAAAAUCGGUCGUCAAGAAUUCUUCAAUAAAUCUUGGAAUGAUGAAUCUUUAUUCCCACAAUCAGUUAAUGUCAUAAGAAUGCUACGACAUUCUGAUACUGUUCGUGACUGGGUAAUUAGUUCUAUUUUAUCUUUCUUUUCUACAGAGAAUAGAGUAAAAGCUACUAUUCAUUUCAUUCAAAUCGGUGACUAUUUAAUGAAACUAAAUAAUUUCCAAUCACUGUAUGGUAUUGUUCAAGCCCUUGGACCAAAUGGUUGUAUUUCUCGAUUACAAGUUAUGGAUAGUAUUCCAUCAAAAUAUGCUAAGUUAUAUCAUCAACUAAAGAAAGCAGUGCACGAUAAAAAUGAUUACAAGAAUUAUAGGCAAAUAGUUUCUAAAAUUAAUGAACCUUACAUCCCAUUAAUCAACGCUUUCUUAAAAGACAUCGAAAAAUUUGAGGAUGAAAAUCCGAAAACAACAAAACUGGGUAAAAUUGAUGUCAUCAAUAUGAAAAGAAACGACUGUUUAGCUGACAUGGUAAAUCAAUUCCUCAGUGCCAAAGAAAAUCCUUACAAAAUUCCGAUGGUAGAACCUUUAUCAACUUUCCUUAACGAAAUGGUAAAUUUGAGUGGUAAACCUCGAGACGAAGUUGUUUCAAUGUGGAUCAAGUUAUUACCAAACUAA